UCAUUUCAGACAGCCGUCGAAGCCGUCAUUAAUCAAAACCUUUUUCUACUAGAAUAUGUAAGACUCGUCAAGAUGAACCAGCCGUGGAAUGAUGCCAGUGAUCCAGCGGUGUUUCGCAUGCUCUGGCUUGUCGAGCUCGGUGACCGUGACGAGGGCACAUAUAUAAUCCGGAACCUCAAUAGCGGAAAGUAUAUAACCUCACCCGACGGAGCUCAGAUUUCCCACACAACGAGGGUCAUUGCCACUCUAUUACGUAGCGAGGCACGAGCGCAGGAUUAGAGUAUUGUCUUUGGGCGAGCGGAAGACGCCGGUAGCGUCUCUCGUUUCCGCUCCCCCACCACGCUCGUAGACAUCUAAGUCUAUUCGAGCUAUUUUCUGUUCCCUAUCAGCACCAACAUACCUACUGGUGUUCCUUAUUUCUACCUCUUAAUAAAUAUCACCCCAAACCAUUC
This is a messenger RNA of Suillus subaureus, 452 nucleotides long. RefSeq lists its product as uncharacterized. The transcript has a single exon. Bases 73 to 279 code for a protein of 68 amino acids. Lineage: Eukaryota; Fungi; Basidiomycota; Agaricomycetes; Boletales; Suillaceae. The record is from RefSeq and is a predicted model, not a curated record.